Photinus pyralis (common eastern firefly) is the source of this 1556-nucleotide messenger RNA. RefSeq names its product methyltransferase-like protein 17, mitochondrial. Gene Ontology annotation, molecular function: methyltransferase activity; structural constituent of ribosome. Gene Ontology annotation, biological process: translation. The transcript has 10 exons. The record is from RefSeq and is a predicted model, not a curated record. NCBI's taxonomy places the organism in Eukaryota, Metazoa, Arthropoda, Insecta, Coleoptera, Lampyridae. Gene Ontology annotation, cellular component: mitochondrial small ribosomal subunit. The coding region runs from base 139 to 1458 and encodes 439 amino acids.
AACAAACGGUUAAUUACCACUGCUUAGUUCUAACGACUUUUCCAUCUGUAUGUGCAAAUCACUUAAUAUGUCUACCAUUAAGAAAAAAAAUUUAUUUCCUGUAGUUUUUAAGGUUAAGUAAUUGGAAAUGUUCUAAAGAUGUUUAAGAGUAAAAUUAAGAAUAUCAGUAUUAAACUGAUCAGACAGUUUGCAGCAGUGAGACCAGUGGUUCAACUUGAUUCCAGUAUCCCUAGCGAAAUUGACCAUCUCAAAUUUAAGCCGAAGCACCAUCCGGGUCGAGUAACUCUAAAACCAGUCUCUAUACCGAAGCAUUUGUUAAAAUCCAUUGAAAAUGUCUUAUCAGAUUAUCCAAUAACAUCUAUGAUUGAGGAAAGUAAAUAUUUGGAUAGGUAUUUGCAAGGUAGGCAGCGCCCACUUGAGGCAUUUGAAAUUAAAGAUAUGGAAAAGAAAAUACGACAAGGCAUAAUUGACAACAUUAACAAACAGAAUAUGACCGAGCAAGACAUACAAAGCGUAAAUGAUGUGGUAAAAAAGAAUUUAUCACAACAGAUGAAUAACCGAUGUAGCAUACAGUAUGGUAUACAUCACUCACUUCUAUAUUUAUUAGCCCGUUUUGCACCUGAAUAUGCGGUAUUACUACAAAUAUUCUCAGAAAUUUGUACCAGGGAUCCCAAUUUCAAGCCUAGAAGUUUGUUUGAUUUCGGUUCUGGUACGGGUACCGUCAGUUGGGCGGCAAAACACGUGUGGGACAAGGAUAUUUAUGAAUUUUUUAAUGUAGACGCUUCACCAGAAAUGAAUGAGUUAGCACAACUUCUAAUCCAAGGAGGCCGUCCUACUAAUCAGUCUAAUUUUAAGGGAAUAUUUUACAGGCAAUUUUUACCUGCAAAUCAUAUUGCGUACGAUCUUAUCGUAUGUGCUUACACACUUUUAGAUUUGCCUACGAGGAAAUCUCGAUUGCAAACAUUACUAAAUUUGUGGAAUAAAUCUGUUAAAUACUUGGUCCUAGUAGAACGUGGUACAAGAGCCGGUUUUGAGGUUAUUAAUGAGGCACGUGAUUUUAUACUGAAUUUAAAAGAUGGACACGAUACAUGCGUGUUUAGUCCUUGUCCGCACGAUGCUGUGUGUCCUAAAUUUUUAAACAAUGAUCGAUGUCAUUUUCAAGCUUCAUAUUAUUCAUUACCAAUUGGAUCUGUGUCGCAAUCAUGUAGAGAAAAUUACGCUUACAUUGUAUUAAAAAAAGCAGUUAGAAGUGAGAGUGAUACAAAUUGGCCUCGUUUAAUUGAAGCACCUUUGGUUCGAUCAAGGCAUGUUGUCUGUAGAAUGUGUACAAACCAGGGAAAUUUAAAUGAAGUUGUCUUUACUUCAGCGAAGCACGGAAAAGUCACAUAUCGAUGUGCCAAAGCUUCCAAAUGGGGUGAUCUGUUGCCCAUUAAUAUCUUACCUGACGCCGUUGGGUAAUGGCAAGAUUUGCUGUCCUUACUGGUUCACAAAUUAUCUUUCACUCCUGUUGCAAUAUGUAUCUUGUGGGAGAUUUUGUUAUUAAUUUUCACACUGAA